AUGUCUACUCAUGUCCAGGACUUCGCCUCUUCGGGGGACGUUCCGGCGGAAGUGACCGCAGCCAGGCUGUCUUCUGACAACGAUAACGCCGCCGCCCAUGGUGAGGAGGAGACCAAGCCGUCAGAUGGCGACAGUAGCCCUGUUGAUGGCAAGGAGAACAUGCCCCUGGCCGAAACUGCAGUACCUAAGAAGAAGAAAAGAUCCAAGAAGAGCAAGGGUCAGAAGAAGCGCCCCACUGGCUUUGAAGAGUACUUUUGCGACCCCCCUAUUACGCCAGCCGAGUACGAGGAAGAGAGGAAGUCCAUCUACCCACCCAGCCGACCGUUCGUUGACCGCAUCGAGGAAUGUAUUCAACGCUACCGUGCCCGUCGUCGCUUCGAUAGCGCGAAGGAGAACUUAUUCAGCAGAUAUCUGUUCUUGGGCGGCAUCGAUACUACUACUCGCCAGUUUCAGGGUACCGCGUCGCUUACCAGCCGUGACUUGGAUGGCUUGGACAAGGACGACAUCCGUGAUAUCGCGGCCAACGAUUAUGUGCAGCGCAAGCCUGGUAUGCAUGCUUCUCGCUACUAUAAUCCCAACAAGCCGGAGCACUGGGAUGUCGAUUUUACCGGCGUGGCCGCUGGAUUCUUUUCCGAGACCCUGAUGCGUCUGACUACCCCCGGAGCAGCAGACUAUGCUGCCGGUGUAGAUCUUGUAUCCAACUUCCUCAAGUACGUUGAUCUUCACGACGUUUGUCCUGAGUACGCCGAGGACAUCAAGAAUGCUCAAAAGAUCUGUCAAAAGGCUCGUGAGGAAAUGCCUUUGCUCGUCCAGACCCUCCUCCUCCUCCCAGGUAAUUUCAGUUUCGCCGCCCGUCGCGUUACCUGCGAGGACGACGAUGACAUGGCUUGGGCACGUGAAUUGAUGGACGAGAAAGCCGCCCGCCAGAAUAUCGGCAUUGUGAUGUCCAUUCUCAUGAGCUCCAAGUGCGGCCACGAAAACGGCAUCAGAUUCAAAGAGCUGGCCGGGUUUCCGACCGUCACCAAGACCAUCACCCAGCAGGCGUACGAGGUGGUGAGCAUCGUUUUGCCCAACGACGAGUGCCACGCCAAGUUCAAGAGCAUCAACAAGUACCUUGGUGAUGCCAACGCGAUCAAACCCUGUGGCUUCUUUCAGGUGAAACCUUCCGUUAUUCGCGACGGUUGGGAGAACACAAUGCACAACACGGUAGAGGAUGUUACCUACAAUCUGGUAAUGGAGGAGGAGAUCUUGGCCCUGAUGAAGGUUGGCUUCAAGUUCAAGAUGGACAUCUGUCUGCUGAACUACGGCGUCGGAUUCAUCAAGAAUUCGGUGGACGGCUAUCCAACCUUUUACGAGUUCCUACCCCAGGAGCUUAUGUGGGGUUAUAAGGAGCCGGUGGUGAAUCCCAGACCGGGCCCGAGUAUCCACAACCCUACCGGAUCGUUCGAGGGCGGUGAUGGCAUGGGCGACUUCUUGAACGCUGACCUAGAGGAUGAUGCCCCGGAGGUUGAUGCUUCCCCGGUUAAUGCUUUCCCGGUCGAUGGUGCCCCGGUCGGUAGUGCCCUGGUUGACAACGCCCCGGUUGGUUCUGCAUUCGGAGAUGAUGAAAUUGAGUGGGCACUUUAG
Neurospora hispaniola is the source of this 1626-nucleotide messenger RNA. RefSeq names its product Argonaute siRNA chaperone complex subunit Arb1-domain-containing protein. Bases 1 to 1626 code for a protein of 541 amino acids. The transcript has 3 exons. NCBI's taxonomy places the organism in Eukaryota, Fungi, Ascomycota, Sordariomycetes, Sordariales, Sordariaceae. Gene Ontology annotation, biological process: regulatory ncRNA-mediated gene silencing. The record is from RefSeq and is a predicted model, not a curated record. Gene Ontology annotation, cellular component: ARC complex.